GCAAAGAUUUAAUAAUUUCUUGGAAAACUAGAAAAUGGCAUACCAGAACGAAGAAGAGCUCACAGUUGCAGGUGAAUCAAAAUUUUUAGAAGCAAAGAAAUUGCCUAUUGAGAGCCAUAGCAGGAGAGAGCGGUUCAAAAGACUUAGACAAGAAGCUAGGAUUUCCAAUUCAUGUGAAAAGGAGUUCAAAAGUCAGGAUAUGAAACAGAUCAACUUUAAGAUCCAUAAUGAGUCAGUAUCCCCAUACAAAGAAUUCAAAUAUAAGGAUCCUCUUAAGAAGUCUAUUACGAAGACUGACUACAAAAUGAGGGAAACAAUCCAUAAUGGAUGCUUUGACCAAGAUUAUGAGAGAUCGGCUUCACUAGAAAAAGGCAUCUGAUCAGUCAGUGAUAUUGUGAGUCUGCAUAAAAGAUCCUCUCUGAAACGUGUCUUAGAUAGUAGCCCUAAGAUCGGAAAUCCGAUCAAACUAAUGUAUAAAAGCAAGAAGAAAAAACCACUAAAGGGAACAAAUUAUAACAAUACUUUUGAUAAUAUCAAUAAGAUAGUUCAGAAAAACAAGGUCAAACUAGAUUUGUUCAAUAUGAAAUCACUGAACUACACUCUAAAGACGUUGGCUGAAACUAAAGGAGGACAAAGAGAUAAUGUUUUCCCAAUCUCUAACAAUACUCGACUUUUGGGGAAAAGGCAAAAAUCUGAUAUAGAUAAAAGAAAAUAAAUUUCCACUCAGAAAAGACCUAAUACUAAGCCUUCAGGCUGGUAAAACACCUGAAAGAUGUAGAUCACUUACAAAAUCCUGCAUUCAGCCCCAAAUAAACACUAAAAUGCUGCGUAUAAAACAUAUGAAGGCCAGACCAAGCCCUGAAGACCCCUGAUCAUCAACUUCCCUCCUCCUAAACUCUUUCUCCAGCCAGCAUCACCAGUCCCAACCUGUUCAAUCCUUACUCCAAGCGAGGUCAAAAUCUAUCCCAUCCCACAAGAAGCCCCUUUUAAACCCAAUUCUGCCCUCCCAGGUCAACCCUUCCUUCAUAAUUACGCCUAAUACCAAAUAAGCCUCAAAAUGUAGCUUACCAGGCUAAACAGAAACAGCAUUUGGAGGAUGCCAAAGGGCCAAAGGAAUAUGCGCCAGCUACAUUAGGAAAAGAGUUAACUCAAUCUCAGAUGUCUUAUUUCCAAAGAACGAUGAAGCCACUUCAGAGUUUCCAUAUCCACAUAAACAAGCACCCUAAGAGUAAGGGUUAGCCUAA
This is a messenger RNA of Moneuplotes crassus, 1244 nucleotides long. The record is from the annotation of a GenBank genome assembly. Lineage: Eukaryota; Ciliophora; Spirotrichea; Euplotida; Euplotidae.